GGAAGUAGUGACGUCGCAACUUCUUAGCCAAGUAGGAACAAAAAUUCUCGUCGAAGUCAUUUCUGCACUUACAAAUACUCCCCUCCCUUGUCUGUUUCCCAGCACAAGCAUUCCCCUGCUUCCCUCCACCAAAAUCAAAAUGUUCUCUCUAUGUCUUUAGCUAAAGCUCUGCUACAUUGCUUCUGCUUCUGCUUCUGCUUCAUCUUCCUUCUCUGCUUCGUGUUUUGUCCCAAGACAUAAGUGGUCCUUCUCUACAAUCAACCAAGCCUUCUUGUGUUCCAUUUUAGGAAGAGGAAUGAAACGCAACUUCUCUGACUCAAUGUCCGUUCCAGCAACACCGGAACAAUCCAAUCCGGUGGUUGGAUAUAGAUUCCAUCCUACGGACUACGAGUUGGUUAAUUAUUUUUUGAAGAGAAAGAUAAAUGAUUAUAAUGAUAAUGACUCACCAAUCACGGAGACAAAAGUUUGUGCUGUUGAGCCGUGGGAUCUACCCGGUUUAGUUCACACUGGUUCAGAGGAUCAAGUGUGGUAUUUCUUUUGUCCCCGUGAUUAUAAGUAUUCAGGUAGUCGUCGUUCGAAUAGAACAACCAAGGCGGGAUACUGGAAGCCCACUGGCAAGCCCCGUAAAGUGAAAAAUAAGCGAAAGGAAGAGAUUGGUACAAAAAGGACUUUGGUUUUCUACUUAAAGGAUCAUCCUAAACCAAGGAGAACUAAAUGGAUCAUGCACGAAUAUGAUUUAUUUGUAUCAGAUUCCGCCCAGGGGAAUUUCCUUCUCUGUAAAUUGAAGGCAAAGCCAGAUGUGAAGGUGGGCAAUGGUGAAACAAGUAGCGUUGUAUCGCCUUGCGAUCUUCAAAAUCAAAAGCUAAAUGAGAUGACAACUAAUUCAUCUAGUGAUGAAUGUGAACCGAGUAAUUUGUUUUCUGAUUUUGAAAAUUGUAAUCACAACCAGUUGACUACUACCUCAACCUAUGACCAAGUUGAGCAGAAUGCCCUUGUAGCUUUUGAUCAUCAAAAUCAAAAUCUAAAUGAGGUGACCAGUGAUUCUACUAAUUAUGAAGGAGAAUCACAUUACUACUACUUGAGUUCUGAUCAAGAAGAUCAAAAUCAAAAUGAGAUGGCUGCUAUGUCAACCUAUGUUAAUGGCAACUUAAGUGGCCCAAUCACUUUGGUUUUUGGAAGUCAAAAUCCAAAUAGGAAAACUGAUAUAUCAGCCUCUGAAGAAGGUGAAUGGAGUUUCCCUCUACCAACACCUUCUGAUACGCUAACUCACUCGACUGCUGCUACGGUAGACAAUAAUGCAGCAGAGUCUACACCAUUAGAGGUAGACAUGCAACAAGAUUUUCUUAAGAGUUUGAAAACAUUCCUUGAGCUAGAUGAAGUAGACAAUCCUGGCUCUACACUCUUGUCGCCCAUGGGCUACAAUGAAAGCGGCUUUUGCACUGGCUUUGAUAGGCCUGAGCUAACUGGAGUAGGAUCUGAAAUAGGAUGGGUUAAUGAGGCUGUGCCUCUACGUCCUUAAGUUCCUAUUAGCUGUUUGCUUCCUUAUGAAUGUGCAGGUUGAUGGCUAUUCUGUUAACUUCAACCUGAAAUCAAAUUCCAUUCAAAUUUAUAAUAAUUUAUAAAGACAUUAAUAGUAUUAGUAAGCGGUAUUAGUAUUUUGAGGGUUGUAUGAAGGCUCAGCAACUCUGUAUUGUUUCGAUACCGCUAUCUGUGUUCGUAUUUUUGAUAUUGCUGAAUAAAGUUGCGUUUAAAUA
Molecule: messenger RNA, 1754 nt
Organism: Hevea brasiliensis (rubber tree)
Lineage: Eukaryota; Viridiplantae; Streptophyta; Magnoliopsida; Malpighiales; Euphorbiaceae
Product: NAC domain-containing protein 71
Exons: 5
Coding region: 296-1519 (407 amino acids)
Biological process (GO): regulation of DNA-templated transcription
Molecular function (GO): DNA binding
Source: RefSeq, a predicted model, not a curated record